Molecule: messenger RNA, 1285 nt
Organism: Bradysia coprophila
Lineage: Eukaryota; Metazoa; Arthropoda; Insecta; Diptera; Sciaridae
Product: acyl-CoA Delta-9 desaturase-like
Biological process (GO): unsaturated fatty acid biosynthetic process
Cellular component (GO): endoplasmic reticulum membrane
Molecular function (GO): stearoyl-CoA 9-desaturase activity; iron ion binding
Source: RefSeq, a predicted model, not a curated record
UCGAAAUUACGAGAAAAACAUUUUGCCAUCGUUUCGAUAAGUUUUAAGUGAUAGAGUUUGGCGAAUAUGGCACCUAACGCAACAACAUCGGAGUGCACUGGUGUAUUGAAUGAAUACGAUGCCGAAACAAUUGAUGGUGGCCUCGUGAAAGACAACACACCGUUAACACGGUCCAAUCCUCGCCAGUAUCAAUUAGUUUGGCGAAACAUUGCUGCGUUCAGUUUCCUCCACCUGUCCGCAAUUUAUGGAUCCUAUCUGCUAUUUACUUCGGCCAGAGUCUACACCAUCGUAUUCGCAAUGGUUUUGUACUGCAUUUCCGUUUUGGGCAUAACGGCUGGCGCGCAUCGACUGUGGGCCCAUCGAUCGUACAAGGCGAAACUGCCACUCCGCGUAUUGUUGACCGUGUUCAAUACGAUAGCGUUUCAGGACUGUGCAAUACACUGGGCCCGAGACCAUCGAGUCCAUCAUAAGUUUUCGGAAACCGAUGCCGAUCCGCACAACGCAAAACGGGGAUUCUUUUUCUCACACGUCGGAUGGCUAUUGUGCAAAAAACAUCCCGAUGUGAUUGAGAAGGGAAAGAGUUUGGACAUCUCGGAUUUGCUGGCCGAUCCGGUGUUGGUCUUUCAACGGAAGCAUUACAUGAUUCUGAUGCCAUUGGCCUGUUUCAUCCUACCAACGCUCGCACCGAUCUACAUCUGGAACGAAACGUUUUUGAAUGCAUUCUUCGUGGCCACAAUGUUCCGUUGGACAAUCAUUCUAAAUGUAACGUGGCUCGUCAAUAGUGCCGCCCAUAAAUGGGGCGACAAACCGUACGAUGUGAGUAUUAAUCCGGUGGAAACUGCUACAGUAGCACUGUUCGCUUUUGGUGAAGGGUGGCACAACUAUCAUCACGUAUUUCCGUGGGAUUAUAAAACGGCCGAAUUGGGCAACUAUCGGGCCAAUUAUACGACAGCAUUCAUCGAUUUCUUUGCGAAGAUUGGAUGGGCCUACGAAUUGAAAACUGUUUCCGAUGCCAUCAUCAAAAGACGAGUUGAACGUACUGGCGAUGGAUCUCACGCUACGUGGGGAUGGGGUGACAAAGAUCAGGACAGAAACGAAGUGAAGUAUGCAACCAUUACUCAUCGGAAAAGGACAUAGCCACACGUUUGGCAUUGUAAUUAGUAUUUAAGUCUGACGAAAAGACGUUUGGGUUACGAUCUCAGGAGGUUGUCAUCAGAGACAUAGAGAAUUUAAUGCAAAUCCGAGACUAGGUUACUUUGACCACAAGAAAGAAAAUAGUUGAAUU